UUAAGAUGUUUUUUUACCAUGGCAAUCAACCCUGGAAAUGUUUCUGAUAUACAAAUCUCUGUUUUGUUCUGCUUUUGUGUUUAGACUGACUGCGUACUGUACAAUACAACAUUUUUUCUCUAGCUGAAUGCAUGUGAGGCAUGUGAUAGAGCUACUGCCGAAACAGGCGUGUCAAGGAAAAAAAAAACGUCUAUAAAAGAAGAUACAAGAAACACAUUCAUAUACAGUACACUCUGGUAGACUUAUCACUCUAACUAACCGUCACUCCACAGUGAAUUCAAUUAUGGCCGUGUCAAACACAACGAGAAUUGUCAUGUUGGGGAAAACUGGAACUGGUAAAAGCAGCCUGGCUAACACCAUAUUUGGAGAGAAACUGUUCACGAUCGGCCACACUCUAAACUCUGAAACAAGAGAAUGUCAAGCAGAAACCAAAUCCGUCAAUGGAAGAAGCAUCACUUUGAUCGACACUCCUGGUUACUUUGACACAGAUAGAUCUGAGGAGGAGCUGAAGCCUGAGAUAGUGAGGUGUAUCACAGAGUGCGCUCCUGGGCCUCAUGCUUUUCUUAUUGUGCUUAAAGUGGAGAAAUUCACAGUGCAGGAGCAGGCUGUCAUCACAGAAAUAAACCAAACCUUUUCUGAAGAAGUCUUCAAAUAUGCAACAGUUGUCUUCACUCAUGGUGACCAGCUCCCUGAAGGACAGAAAAUUGAGGAUUUUGUUCACAAGAAUAAGUUAACAAAUGAUCUGGUGAAGAAAUGCGGAGGCCGCUACCAUGUCAUUGAUAAUAAAUACUGGAAGAACAACCAGCAGGAUAAACACAGGACCAACCAGUUCCAGGUGGACUACUCAAGUCAAUAGACAAGACAUUGGAAG
Sebastes umbrosus (honeycomb rockfish) is the source of this 871-nucleotide messenger RNA. Its product is annotated as GTPase IMAP family member 9-like. Lineage: Eukaryota; Metazoa; Chordata; Actinopteri; Perciformes; Sebastidae. The record is from RefSeq and is a predicted model, not a curated record. The coding region runs from base 284 to 856 and encodes 190 amino acids. Gene Ontology annotation, molecular function: GTP binding. The transcript has 2 exons.